ACACACACACACACACACACACACACACAGAAUGCUUUUCAAGGACACUAAAAAGAGUGUGCCUCUGGGAGCUUCACACCUGUACAUUAUUAUUGCCAUGAGAGGGAGGUGAAAUUCAGUGUUCAUUUGUCUAAAGGUCAUAUUCUACUGCAGUUCAAUGUCAUCUUUGAUCAAAAAUACUUUACAAAUAUGUUCCUUUUUUAACUAAAGGCUAUCAUAAAGUGUGAUGUUGUUAUUGACUUAAAUAGAUAGAUAGAAUCUUUAUUAUCAUUGUAUACAAGGACACAACAAAACUUUGUUAGCAGCAAUCUUCAACAGCAGCGUUUACAAAAACAACAAAAAUAGUUCGCAUAGACUACCUAUCAUAGGUUUUCUUUAAUGUGAAAACUUAGCCUUAUUAAAGCAAAAGUAUUUUUCAAGCAAUAAUCUUCAGAGAAAAUACUGUUACUGUUGCAUUACUGCUGUGAAGCUAGCCUGCUAGCUGCUAGCUUAAUCACCUGUGUUUCUUCGGGAGCGUGCCUAUGUUCCCACAUUAAAAUAUAAAUAUGUAAGUAUCACACCUUGAAUUGUGCGUAUGGAGCUGUUACUCCAUAAUUCCACCUUUUUCUUAUGAAAUUACAAAAAUAAUGGCAAAAGACAUUGAAGGAAUAGACCUGGUCACAGGUUUUCAUGUUAUAUAAUGUGCAACUUCAGUCUGAAAAAGGAAAUAUAUUCCCAGCAAUUGAACUAAUACUAUUUUAUUUCACAAAACAUUUUUUCCUUGUUAAUACAUUUAAUAUAUUACAUCCUGUUGCUCAACAUUUUCUUUCAUCCGCAAGCUGUUCCUCAUGAUAUUCCCUCAGUGUGUCGCAGUGACUUACAAAGUGGUUUUAAAGAUGAAACAUUUAGGCAGAAGACCUAUAGUGUUAUUCAAUAAAAACACACUGUCAUCUUGAUAACUAGAGAGUAGAACUACUACAAGACUGUGGGGUGUGUUAACCAAUCACUCGUGCUGUGAAACAUGAUUCAAACCAUACGUAGACCUGUAUCUCAGUGUCCUGACGUCCCCCUACGUCUACUUCAUUGCCUAUCACAGCAGGAAAGGGCAAUAAUCCUAACUGACAACAGUGUGUUCAGGCCCCCAGGUCAAACAGACAGAGUGUGAUUACUGUAGAUCACACAUGUUAAGGGGUGUGUUGGCUUAUUAAGUAGCCUAUAGUCCUUGUUUGUUUGUUUUAAUUCAGUCCAAAGUAAUGUGGCUGUAUCCUGUGGUACAACUGUCAGUAGGCGACAGGGAAACAACAAUCCAAAGCAAAAAACAAACACUUUGUCUGGUAGAAAGUAAAUAAUGAGAUACAGUUCACAGCAGACUUAACAGUUUCUGUACAUUCAGGUUAGCCUGGAGGACUGUAUUCAAAUGAAGCGGUGGAAGGUGAUAAGCUCAUGGAAAUUAUGUUAACUGCUUGGAGUAAAAGGAGUGAACCAGGAACCAAAGUGUUUCUGACUGGGUUCAUGUUGCUAUGUUUUACUUCUUAAAGUCAGCUGAAAAAAAACAUUUUAGCUCUGCUGCAUCAGCUGAAUCAUAAAUAAGAAUAUAAGUGCUACACUGUGAGCAGUCGAAGUGGGUUUUUUUUAUCAUGGGAAGCUGUUUAGAAAAUAAUAAAUGAAGAGAGUGAGGCGUUUGUGCCUAAAUAUUCAGUAAAUGCCUAGGUUACAUUACAACAUUUGAAUUGCCCCCCGGGGACAAAUAAAGUUUUUUGAAUUGAAUUGAAUUGAAACAACAUACCAUAACCAAUAACAACUUCAUGAAUCCAAAAAACUAUUAGAUGCUAUCAGAUUUGGCAUGUAACCUACUUCUAUUAAAACAAUGAUGCCCCUAUUUUUGGCCUUGUAUGUCAAACGUUGAAAACAGUACUUUGGCUUUUGAUGCAGAACAUUUAAAGCAUAUUAUUGCCUUUUCCUCUAAAUCUAAAAAAAAAGCCGGUUUUCAGUGAAGCCUGAUACAUGUGGGCAGGACGCGCAGCUUAAGGAGAGUGUGUUCUGCUCUGUGAUUGGCUGAGCAGCGCUACGUGUACAUCAGUCAGCUAACAGGUAGCUCACAUGUGACAGUUAUCUGCGUGUGUGUGUGUGGGUGUGUGUGUGUAAGUGUGUGAGUGAGUGUGUGUGCGUGUGUGUGUGUUUCAGCUGCACGGAGCCGCUCUUUCUGCAUGAUGCUGCUUUCAAUGACCGGCUGCAUGCUGCUGAUUUCUCUGUAAACACUCAGGAAGGAGACUCUUUACUUUAAGGACUGUCGGUCGAAGCUGUGAGAUCUUUUGCUGCCACACAGAAAAAAAGAAGUUGAAGGAGGCAGCAGAAUGAGGUCCAAAGGGAAGGCUACCAAACCAUCCAGAAUGACCUGGUCUGAUCCUGAUCCAGAUCCGGAGCUAGAACCAGACACUGAACCAGGCUCCAGCGAGCAGGAGGGCUCAGAGGCCUCCGUCCGGAUCGGCAGCUCCUGGAGAGGGUCCCUGAGGAGCGGGGGCCGCAAGCGACAAGGAGGAACCGGAGGAGGAGGAGGAGGAGGAGGAGGAGGAGGCCGGAGACGCAGGCAGCGCAGCUCCAGCAACAAGGAGCGCAGCGUCAGACGACUGGAGAGCAACGAGAGGGAACGCCAGCGCAUGCACAAACUCAACAACGCCUUCCAAGCGUUACAAGAGGCCAUCCCCCACGUCAAGACCGACAAGAAGCUGUCCAAGAUCGAGACCCUGACCCUGGCCAAGAACUACAUCAAAUCCUUAACCGGCAUCAUCCUGGACAUGGGGGCCUGCCUGCCUGCUGAAGGGGUCCCAUCAGAGGACAGCGCUGCCAAGCUGCUCCAGUGCUACCAGCAGCACCUGGAGGAGGAGGGGGAGGCAGAUCUCACCCAGUACCUCACCCACGUGCACAGCUUGAGCCAGCGCAGUUAGCAGAGGUUGAAUGUGGUUUUGAAACCAGAAGAGACUCCUUGAAGCUAUUUCCAAGGCAGCGAGAGAGAGGCUUUGGAAGACCUUUUGGGGCCAUGUUUCAAAGGAUAUCCAGUUUGUUCUGAGUCCAAACUGUUCUGGGAAACUGGUCCGAGGUGGGGCGCUCUGUAGAUACUAGGAACCCACACCAGACAAUAGGAGGGGCAAUGUCCAUAAUGUGUCCUUCAUGCAAAGUGUGGAUGACCAUCCAUCUAGAGGGCACAAAGAAUGAUAACUGGACAGUGAAAAGCUACAUGGAUCAUGGUUAGAAAGUGUAAAAAAAGACCCUUUUAUUAUUGUCCUUUUUCAAUGAAGGGGCCCCUCUGUCUCUUAUUUCUCAUUUUCUUAGGUUUAAGCGGUGCAGGAAAGUUGUUCUCUUUUGUGUUAUCUCGUGAUCGUCUCAUUUGUUUGCUGUUAAGAAACCCGCCGAUCGCAGCCUCUAGUCAUAACUGUCACGUCCAGGAAGAGAAGAAAGACAAGCAGGAGGUCUAAAUAUUUAAAAUUUAAAAGGCUUGCUAGAGUGUUUACUCGUUUCUUCAUCUUCAAAACAUGAUCAACUUGUCUUUUUACAGGUUGUGCAUUAUAGCCAGAAGGCAAAGGAUGUUUUUAAGAUGUUUGUUUUUUGACUUUUUGUGAGGCAGGAUAAUGAGGUGAUAAAAGAUGAGGAGCAGAGGGUGUGUCAUCAAUAAACACAUUUAUUUAUUGACAGGGACUAUUAUUUUGGUCAUGCAUGACACACGAGAAAUGUUUUCCACGAUGAAAGAACGGUGGUGUUACAGUAACACAUAAAGAGAUGUUAUUGACAGAUACUACAGACUGCUCUCUGUACACUUUCAGCAUUUCAAAGCUGCUUCAGAUUGAACAUAACAUUAGGAUGUGAGACAGCUGUUAACAUAAAAUAAUGCCAGAGCUGAUAAAACAUCAUCAGUGUGGUCGCUUUAUCAAUAUUUUUUUUUUAAACAGAAAGCUGCAUUUUCACCAAAUUUCUCUUUUGUCAAAUGUACAAACACUACCACACUUUAUUAUAUCACCACUUGAAUGACUGUGUAAUACUCAUAUUUUACAGAUUUACAGGUAUUUUACAAAUAAAGCAUUUUGAAUGUC
Labrus bergylta (ballan wrasse) is the source of this 4064-nucleotide messenger RNA. RefSeq names its product basic helix-loop-helix family, member a15 (gene bhlha15). Gene Ontology annotation, cellular component: nucleus. The record is from RefSeq and is a predicted model, not a curated record. Gene Ontology annotation, biological process: sensory organ development; positive regulation of transcription by RNA polymerase II; axon development. NCBI's taxonomy places the organism in Eukaryota, Metazoa, Chordata, Actinopteri, Labriformes, Labridae. Gene Ontology annotation, molecular function: protein dimerization activity; DNA-binding transcription factor activity, RNA polymerase II-specific; E-box binding.